AUGAUUUAUAAAACAAUUGUGCAUUUUAAAUAUAUAUACAUACAAGAUCUCCUUUGUUUCCUUCAAAAGAAAGCUUUCAUUACUGACACUUAUAAAGGUAAACAAGUUGAAAGGAUGAAGAUAAGGAGAAUAGUUGCUUAUAGUCUAGCAACCUUGGAUAAACUUUCAAGUUCAAAUAAAAGGUUGAUAUCUACUUCGUUAGUACCAUGUAUGGAAAAUUCUCUGAUUACAGCGAACAGUUUUGAUGUUUCAUUCAAUGGUAACGAUAAUUCUCUACACUAUAAUGUUGACUUGGUUAACAACAUUGAAGGAUAUAUACAUGCAAAUAUUGAAAUAUAUGCGUAUGGUUUUAAAGUUGCGGAAGAAAAAUUAGACUUCUGUGAAAUGAAACUAAAGCAACUAUGCCCAAUCUAUCAAGGAAACCCUAGGAUUGAGGCCGUUCAAUAUUUACCAAGCAAUUACACUUCGAGAAUACCAAAUAUAGCCUAUUUUGUACCUGAUAUUGAUGCAUAUGCAGUAGUUAAAUUACAGAAUACAGAUAACACUGACGUUGCAUGUGUUAAACUAUUUUUUUCAAAUGGUAAAAGUGUCACACAUCUAGCCAUUCAAUGGCUCACUGCAAUUAUCACAGGCAUUGGGAUAUUUCUAACAGUGUAUUUAUUUUUGUUUAGUAAUUUAAAUACAUAUUCAAGUGUUUUGGCAAUUAUAUUAUCAAUUGUCCAAUACUUUCAAACUGUGCUGUUGGUUAGUAUGCAAUCUGUGAAUCGAGUUCCUCCCAUUGCGACAGCAUGGACAGAAAAUUUUAUCUGGUCUCUAGGACUUAUACCAGUCCCAUGCAUUCAAAAAAUAAUGAGAUGGUAUAUAGAGGCUACAGGAGGUGAUCCAACUUUAAAUUUGACGGCCACUAAAUCGUCAGUGUUAACCCAGAGAGGAUUAGAGUUUUUAAACAAGUUAGAAAGACGUUUAAAUAACAAGAUCUAUGAAAGUGAAAAUACUCUUCUAUUUAGAGGUGUUCAAAGAGUUGCAUAUAAAGUUGGAAUAGAAAACACAUCUAUUGCGGCAACUGGUUUCUUAUCAUUUUUAGGUUUUGGAAUUAUUAUUGGGAUAUUUGUUUGCUUUUGUAAGCUAAUAUCAAUAUUCUUAUUAAAAGGAAAGAAAUUGAAGCCUAUCCGUUUUCAAAGUAUUCAAAAUAAUUUUAAUGAUUUGUUUAAGGGAACAAUCUUAUUUUAUCUAACAAUAGGGUUUAUCCCAGUUACGAUAUUAGUAUUUUGGGAGUUUAUGCAUCUGGAUUCUCCUGCGUUAUUAACAAUUGCAAUCUUAUUAUUCCUUCUUAUGAUAGGAUCCAUAUCAAUUUCUUCAUUCAGAUAUAUAAGAAAUGGCAGAAUGUCUAAAGAAUUUUUUAGACACCCUGGCUAUAUAAUAUACGGUAACCAACAUAUACUGACAAGGUUUGGUAGCUUGUAUUGCAAAUUCAAAAUCAAAUAUUAUUGGUGGGGACCAAUAAUGUUUGCUAUUCUGUUAAUUAAGACAAUAAUAGUCGCUUUUCUUCAAAAAUUUGGUAAAGUUCAAGCGAUGCUUCUUUUCAUUACUGAUCUACUCUAUUUCGUUGUUCUUAUUAAAUGGAGGCCUUAUUUAAAUAUGUUGAACAACGUUGUUAAUCUAAUAAUAUAUGGGGUAAUCACGUUCAAUUCUCUGUCCUUUGUAUUCUUCUCGGAGUUAUUUGGCAACACGUAUUCUGUGUCAGCAAUAUUUGGAUGGAUAUUCUUUAUUUUAAAUUCGGCGCUCACCUUCUUUCUAAUGGUAACGAUUCUAGGGAUCCUAAUCGUAUUAAUGAUUCCUAAAGCAUCAAAAAUUAUUUUCCAAGAUUCAAUGGAUAACAGAAGUUCAUAUAAAUCAUUUGGUGAUGAGGAAGUGGACGAUUCCUUUAAUAAGGAAGGACUCAAGAAAGAAGGAAAAAUAGAAACAACAGCAGAAUUAUAUCCGGUUCAAAGCUAUGGAGUAAAUGACAGCAACAGUUUAAAUAUUGAUAUAGAAAUAUCACACAUUGACUUUGAUAUUAGUAGCAACACCGUAAGUAUUUCAACAGAUGGUCACUCUAGUAAUUUCCUAGAACUUCCUGCUAUUCCAAGAAGAUCACGUCGGCAGCUCUGGCCACUUCAUCGUUCCUAA
Messenger RNA from Vanderwaltozyma polyspora DSM 70294, 2169 nucleotides. It is a transcript of the gene FLC1, whose product is annotated as flavin adenine dinucleotide transporter. Gene Ontology annotation, biological process: fungal-type cell wall biogenesis; transmembrane transport. The transcript has a single exon. Bases 1 to 2169 code for a protein of 722 amino acids. The record is from RefSeq and is a predicted model, not a curated record. Lineage: Eukaryota; Fungi; Ascomycota; Saccharomycetes; Saccharomycetales; Saccharomycetaceae.